AUGCACUGCCUUCUUCUCCUGACUGCCGCGUCUCUCGCUGCGGCUCACGUUCCUUCAGUCAGCGUGCCCGCAUGUCCCAAAUACGGCACCAUCAAGUUUUCCAAAUCUGUUCCCGACGGUGAUCCUUUCCCGCGUACCGAAGUCGACCUCUGCUACACAGACACCGCUUUGUCCCUACAAUUCACGGCCCUUGACGAGAAAUACUUCUACUUUAACGAAUCCCAAGGAACCAACGACGAUAUCUGGGCUUACGAAGUCGUUGAGGCGUUCAUCUACAAAGGAACCGACGAUCCGCAGACCUAUCUCGAGUACGAAAUCAACCCCAACAACGUAACCUACCAAGCCUUUGUCUACAACCCCUCCAAGGUUCGAGCCGAGGGCGCUCCGUUCGACCAUUUCUUCAUCUCAGAUCCCGAGGGCGAUGGAUUCACGGCAGAGACACAGCUAAACAAGCGGGCGAAAAAGUGGGUGAGUAAGGCUCAAAUCCCGCUGGGUCUGUUCAACGUCGAUCCUGGAUGUGCACGGGGUACAAAGUGGAGGAUGAAUUUCUUUCGCACGGUUACGAGCCCCAAGAUGUUUCCUGACCAAGACCUUGGUGGCUGGAGCUCACCAGAUAAAGCCAGCUUCCACAUUACGAAGUUCUUUGGUCAUGUCAGCUUUGUCCUAUAUCUGUUUCGUCAACAAAUCAUCGCCAACGAAUCGUCAUCAUCAGUUAUGCCGCGCAAGGGUAACCGCAAGGUGCGAUCCGGUUGUUUGACAUGUAAAGCUCGAAAAGUGAAAUGUGAUGAAGGGAAGCCUACAUGCCAGCGAUGCGUUAUCGGCGGGCGGCCACGAAAUCACGUACUCGGAAAUACAGCCAGAAGCGAGUCGAGAACCAUAGAGUUCUUCUGCAAGGUUGUCGCACCGACUCUGUCUGGACCUAUCGAUCCCUACUUUUGGACUCAUAUCGUCCUCCAGUUCUCAGAGAUUGAACCUGCUGUUAGGCACUCUGUCAUGACUAUUAGUUCUCUAUUUGAGAAUCGCCGAAGCCCUGAUAAAUCCUCGGCACUCGCUAUACAGAGAAACGUUGUUGCUCUGAAGCAUUACAACGCAGCUAUUCGCCAACUGCAAAGCCCCAAGAGCCCGGAUCUGAUAUUGACCUUGUUAACAUGCCUGCUCUUUGUCUGCAUCGAGGUUCUGCACUCCAACAGCGAUGUCGCCAUUCGACAUUGCUAUCAUGGAAUCAACCUUCUCGGCACUUCUGAUCCACCGGACUGGGCCACACGAUUCCUUAUGCCCGUAUUCCGAAGACUCAGUCUCUUGCCCUUUUACUUUGGAGAUUCGCAACCUUUGGCUUGUUGCCCUGCUUUGACGCAGCCAAGUCCGACAAUCACUUCGUCUUUCUCAUCGUAUUUCGAAGCGCAGGUUUCAAUCGACGCCAUUUACAAUCUGACCAUACAGCUAUUUCGACAAACCGGGGAGUUCCGAUUGGGAAAGAUGAGAUAUCAACCAGGCCCACCAGAAAUACUUGCCGAACAAAACAAGAUUCAUCAAUAUCUAACCCAAUGGAAGUCGGCAUUCGAAAGAUUCGAAUCUGAAACUCCGGUCGACAUCAGUCCAGCAACUAAAAUCUCGCGAAUAUGGCCAUUCCAGUUGUACCACGUCUGCACUGUCCUGUCGACUGUGAUCUUUACAAAAGAGGAAACGGAUUACGACGACUUCAUUCCCAAUUUCAAAGAAAUGGUCAAAGGUGCUGCCGAAAUCGCGGGAUUGAGAACCCGACCAAUGAGGUCCGAGUUCCAUUUCGAAAUGGGCUUUGCGCCGUUGCUUUUCUUCGUGGCCAUAAAAUGUCGAGAUUUUGAAACAAGAAUGGCGGGUCUUCGUCUGAUGAGCGUGCUCUGCGCAGCCCAAGAGAGUCUUUGGAAUAGCCAUACGUUGCAAGUUGUUGCACAACGGAUUAUUGAUCUCGAGCACGGUGUCACGGCUGGAGAACACUCAGCGCAGUAUAAUUCCUUGCCUGCCGACGAUGUUAGAGUUCGACAUUUUGUCGUUGGCCCAGUAAAGUCUGGACCCGACGGCUUGAUUGGUAGAGAAAUAUCCUUCUAUAUGCCAACGAAAGAUGGCAUAAACAUUAAGCGUGAAAUCUUCUCCAUGAAGAGGUUGAAUGAACCUCUAGAACUCGAAGGCUCGCCGGGAGUUUUCACCGUCGACCUUGCUACAGAAACGUUGCCGAUGAGAUAA
Fusarium pseudograminearum CS3096 is the source of this 2220-nucleotide messenger RNA. RefSeq lists its product as uncharacterized. The coding region runs from base 1 to 2220 and encodes 739 amino acids. The transcript is spliced from 3 exons. Gene Ontology annotation, biological process: regulation of DNA-templated transcription. Lineage: Eukaryota; Fungi; Ascomycota; Sordariomycetes; Hypocreales; Nectriaceae. Gene Ontology annotation, molecular function: zinc ion binding; DNA-binding transcription factor activity, RNA polymerase II-specific. The record is from RefSeq and is a predicted model, not a curated record.